UCCAUUUAUUUACAGAUUGUUUAUAUUGCUUUUCUUUUCAUAUUUUUACUACCUGUCAAAUACGAUAUUCUUGCUCAUUCCAUCUUCCUCUAACAAAUGUGUACGAGUUGGUGAACACCGCUCUAUCUUACUGCUUUGAAAUUUUUCGGCUGUUGUAGAUAGUUUGGGGAGCUAAGCUGCUUCAUGGACGCUAAUCUUAGUACAAAUGACUAUACGCAAUCAAUAUCGGCCUCCUCGUCGGAAGAUGACGAUGAAAGUUUUACUACUGCAACUGAUAGUUGCUCAGAUUCAGACUUAAGUACCCACUCUGAACUGAAAUUCAAUACUGAGGGAUCACAACAGCGACAGCAAAAUCUAUGUGUUAUGCUCAGGAAUCGAGAAUACAGUAGAACUACCCCCCAAGUACCACCUUACAAUGAAGUGCCAAAUAGGUUAAGAUUUUGCCUCAAGGACGUUGUGCCACAUGGUUUCGUGCAAGGACAUGUAUUUAUGGGUCUAAGUUCGUGUGGAAACUUUCUGCUGAGUUAUAAGGUUCUCAUAAAAGAGAACGCAACUCAUCCUUACAGUUUCAAUUUGAAUUAUAAAUACACAUUAUAUUUUUGGAUAUAUCAACCACACCAACCAAUCCGUACUUUUUAUAAAUGUUGUCUUUUCAACAAUCGAGGAGUCGACAGUAUAAAAAAGGUGACCAUGACAUACGAAAUAAUCAAAGGACAAAACAAGCCAGAAGGCGGUUUCAUGGGCGACAUCGCUUUACCCGACGUUAAUUACGGUGAUGACAUGCCGAUUGUGGCUCACACAGACACUGAUUGGCUACCACAAGCAGAUGCACCAUUACCAGAAACAUCACUACGUUUCAAUACAACAUUUCAACAGGAAUUGGAAAUACUCAAGCAAGAAGUCUAUCACGAAGGUUUACAGGUUGAAGAAGAGGGAUUGACUGAUAUCAUUAGAAAGAAAACCAAAAUACCAACUGGUAUUACUGGAAACGAUGCUUUACAGUCAGCCAAUGAACCAGUUAAGUUGGCAGAAUACUCACUCAAUUCCGAGUAUUUAAAAAGAAAUUUAAAAAAUGAAAUCAUAAGUUCACACCGACAACCCAAAGAAAACUCCUACUAUCCAACAAAUACAGAAUAUUUCGAAACAAAAAGUGCACUCCGGGAGAAAAAGUUGAAUGCCAAUCUGGAUAGCGAGGAAGCAGAAAUGCAGAACAAAGUAAGUGGUGGCAAUAAUGCAGCACUGCUACAGCAAAGAUUUAACGGCGGAAGCAGUGGCGGAGCAAUAACGGCAUUGCCUGGCGGCGCUAACAUAAAAACACCACAAAUUCCAAUGGAAUACAGAACUAGCAGCAUCAGUAGCAGUGGUAAAGUUGCUAGUGAAACAGAAGAAAAGUUAAAUAAACCAAACUCAGGAUGGAAUAAUCGUAAUGUUGACCAACGUAAAAUACAAUCGAACACAAAAGAUAUUGAAGAUGAUUCCGGUAAUAAUUUUGUGGCGGAACGUAAAGUCGUUAUAUUACCAACCUCACUGCCAACUCAACGUUCUACAUUACCUAAUGUUUAUAGUAAUGCGGGUGGGAAUGGCAUGAAAAUGGAUGAUGUGGAAUUUUUGCAUGCCGAAGGAGUUGUAAGGCGACGUCAUAGACGUGGUCGCAAAAAUCGUCGUAGCUCUGAGGCGCGGACUGAAUAUAAUGCAAAACUUAAACGUUUAAUAGAGGAAUUGAAUCGUCCUAUAUAUACAGAUGCAGUGCAAGGGUAUCGAAAUGUGGAGCACCAAAGAAAAUCAAUACAAAUCCCAGAUAAAAAAAGUUGUUUCAAUAAUAAUCGAAAGAAUAAAAGUACAUGGGAACCCGAUUUAGCAACAUAUCAUCAAAUUGAUAGACCAAAGAAUAUAGCACAAAAUUUUAAUUAUUCCAAUGAAAAUCCUGAAGAGUUAGAUGUUCUAACAAAACGUCAGUCAACCAUGGAUGCAAUUACUGCAGAGGUGCAGACAUCGUUGGAAACUGAUUUAGAAGAUGCAGAAAACUUUAAACAUUUGAAACACCAUCACCGCAUGGCACGCGCUGUGACAGCAAAAAAAGAACGCGUCUGGGAUUAUGGCGUUAUACCGUAUGAAAUUGAUGGUAACUUCAGUGGCUUGCACAAGGCAUUGUUUAAGCAGGCAAUGCGACAUUGGGAGAACUCAACAUGCAUCAAAUUUGUGGAGCGUGACCCGGAAGUACAUCCGAAUUAUAUUGUAUUCACAGUUCGCGGUUGUGGUUGCUGCUCCUUUGUUGGCAAACGUGGCAAUGGUCCACAAGCCAUUUCUAUCGGCCGGAACUGUGAUAAAUUUGGCAUUGUUGUACACGAAUUGGGACACGUUGUGGGCUUUUGGCACGAACAUACUCGACCCGACCGCGAAAAGCAUGUCGUCAUCGAGCACAAUAACAUCAUGAAAGGACAAGACUAUAAUUUCAACAAACUGACACCAGACGAGGUGGACUCUUUAGGUAUGGCAUACGACUACGAUUCUAUAAUGCAUUAUGCGCGCAAUACAUUCUCCAAGGGCAGUUAUCUCGAUACAAUUUUGCCAAUCGAAGUGAAGGGCAAGAAGCGACCCGAGAUAGGACAACGCUUAAGAUUGAGUGCAGGUGAUAUUGCACAGGCAAAUUUGCUCUAUAAAUGUCCAAAAUGCGGUCGAACUUUUCAAGAGAACACUGGCAUUUUUGCCAGUCCCUCGUACUACACUGCCGGUGCUCUAACCAAUGAAACCGAGAAUUGUGAGUGGCGCAUUACAGCAACACAUGGUGAACGAGUGGUGCUGCGUUUAGAAAAUUUGAAUAUAUUUAAGUCAAAUAAUUGUCAAACAGAUUAUUUAGAAGUGAGGGAUGGGUACUUUUUCAAAUCUCCGCUAAUUGGUAGAUUCUGUGGAAAAGUAGCCAAUGAAAUUCUCACUUCAGAAUCAAGCAGAAUGUUAUUAACUUUUGUAAAUAAUCAUCGCUCGGAAGGGUAUCGUGGUUUCAAAGCUGAAUUUGAUGUUGUAUGUGGUGGUGAGUUAAAUGUGGAUGAAUCGGAAGGUCGUUUAGAGUCCCCAAACUAUCCACUUGAAUAUUUGCCAAACAAGGAAUGUAUUUGGAAAAUAACCGUCCCAAAAGGAUACCAAGUUGCACUGAAGUUCCAAUCAUUUGAGGUCGAAAAUCACGACAGUUGCGUUUAUGACUUUGUUGAAGUAAGAGAUGGUCCAUCUCAAGACUCACAAUUAAUUGGUGUGUUUUGUGGAUAUAAGCCGCCUCCAAAUAUGAAGUCAAGUGGCAAUACAAUGUUUGUGAAAUUUGUGUCGGAUACAUCGGUACAGAAAGCAGGAUUUUCGGCUAUAUUCAUGAAGGAGGUUGACGAAUGUGAAACUCAAAACCAUGGUUGUGAACACGAGUGCAUAAACACUCUGGGGGGUUAUGAGUGCAGUUGUCAUAUUGGUUAUGAAUUGCACAGCGACAAAAAACAUUGCGAAGAUGCCUGCGGUGGUGUGAUUGAAUAUCCAAACGGUACUAUUACUUCACCAUCAUUUCCAGCACUUUAUCCUAUACUAAAGGAAUGUAUAUGGGAAAUUAUUGCACCGCCAAAACAUAAAAUCUCUCUCAAUUUCACACAUUUUGAAUUAGAAGGCACCACACAUCAGCACACAGAUUGUGGUUAUGAUUCAGUCACAAUUUAUUCGAAACUCAGCGAAAAUCGCCUUAAACGUAUUGGCACCUAUUGUGGAAACGCCAUUCCACCCACAGCCACUUCAGAGGGCAAUGCUUUACGUGUAGAAUUUCAUUCCGAUAAAUCAGUGCAACGUAGCGGGUUUGCUGCGGUUUUUUUUACCGACAUAGAUGAGUGUUCCCUUAAUAACGGUGGUUGUCAGCAUGAAUGUCUCAAUACAAUUGGAUCCUAUAUGUGUUCAUGCCAUAAUGGCUAUUCACUGCACGAGAAUGGACAUGAUUGUAAGGAGGGCGAAUGUAAACAUGAAAUUUCCGCACCAUUCGGUACUAUCUAUAGUCCCAAUUUUCCGGAUUUGUAUCCACCAAAUGCUGAUUGUGUUUGGCAUUUCUUGACAACUCCAGGACAUCGCAUCAAAUUAAUUUUCAACGAAUUCAAUGUGGAAUCGCAUCAGGAAUGCGCUUACGAUAAUGUGGCAAUAUACGAUGGCGAGUCUGAAAGCAGUUCGCUUUUGGGACGUUUCUGUGGAGACAAAAUACCAUAUCCGAUAUCAUCAUCCACAAACCAAUUGUACAUGGUAUUGAAGACAGAUAAAAAUAAGCAACUCAAUGGUUUCACAGCAAUGCACUCUACUUCAUGUGGCGGAUACUUACGUGCAACAAAUCAAAUUAAACAAUUUUAUUCGCACUCGCGUUUCGGCAAUCACAACUACAAUGAAAACAUGGACUGUGAGUGGACAAUACAAGCACCACCGAGCAGCAAUGUACAGUUGUUGUUCCUAACGUUCGAUAUUGAAAGCAGUGAAAAUUGCACUUACGAUUACGUGCAAGUUUAUUCUGGAAUGGAGGAUACAAGUGGUCCCAUGUAUGGACAAUACUGUGGAAACACGCUUCCUCAGGAUAUAAUAUCCUUAACUGACUCUUUGUUGGUGCGUUUCAAGACGGAUAAUUCUGUUACAUUAAAAGGGUUCUCGGCAUCCUAUGUAGCUGUCGAUCCUUUUGAUAACAGUGAAGAGGAUAUUAACUCAUCCAGCUUUGAGAUGGUGACUCCAUUUCCAGGCUCACUCAAAAGUAUCUAUAAAGUAGAUGAAACACAAGAGUCAUACGAGUACAGUGAUUUCAUGGAAAAUCAAUUGAUUGACAGAAGACUAAGAACCAGAUAUUAAUUUAAAUUGCAAUUUUAUAUUGAAUGAAAAUUGUUUCGUAUGAGCAUUCUGUGUGAGUAAGUAAAAAGUGAGUGUGCAUACAGAAAAAUGGAAUAAAAUAUAUCCUAAUGACAAUAGAUAUAAUCAUUGAAGAAUUUAUAUUUUAUUUAAAGCAUAUCAGGAAGAAAAUCAUCACUUAAUAAAAUUCUGAGUUACUUAGAUAAUUCAAAGUAGUUCGUCGAUAUCAUAAGUAUUGUAUUUACAUAAAGACAUUGAAAUUUUAUGUAACGUGCAAUUAAUUUUU
Teleopsis dalmanni is the source of this 5125-nucleotide messenger RNA. Its product is annotated as dorsal-ventral patterning protein tolloid-like. The transcript is spliced from 18 exons. NCBI's taxonomy places the organism in Eukaryota, Metazoa, Arthropoda, Insecta, Diptera, Diopsidae. Gene Ontology annotation, molecular function: metalloendopeptidase activity; zinc ion binding; calcium ion binding. The record is from RefSeq and is a predicted model, not a curated record. Gene Ontology annotation, biological process: proteolysis. The coding region runs from base 184 to 4842 and encodes 1552 amino acids.